This is a messenger RNA of Thlaspi arvense, 414 nucleotides long. Lineage: Eukaryota; Viridiplantae; Streptophyta; Magnoliopsida; Brassicales; Brassicaceae. The record is from the annotation of a GenBank genome assembly.
AUGGCUGCCACUAAUGAGGAACGUUUUAUGAAGCCUUUCAUCUCAGAGAAGUCAUCUGAAUCAUUGGAGAUACCGAUGGGCUUCAACGAGUACUUACCAGAUCCAUUGCCAAAUGUGGUGGAACUCCUAGACUAUGGUGGGAGAUCUUGGUCGGUUAGGAUGAAGAAAAGAGGAAGGAGAGUGUUUCUGACAAUCGGUUGGGAAAAUUUUGUAAAGGAAAACAAUCUGGAGGACGGGAAGAUGAUGAACUUCAUCUAUGACUGCAAUCGGAGCUUUUAUGUUAUCAUUUUUGGUCAUGACGGGGUUAGCGAAUCUAGAGACUUCCCUCAAGUCGUAAUUGAUGUUGAUGAGUAUGGAACCGGUGAAGAAGAAGACGAAGAAGACGAAGGAGAAGAUGAUAACAUCAGUAACUAA